AUGUCUGCCCACCCCGAGAACACCCACGUCACCCACACCUUCGCCGCCCUGGCCAAGUCCGACGCCCAGUUGGCUGCCCUCGCCGACCACCACUACUCCAAGGCCGUCAGCGCUGAGCGCGUCGAGGCUGCCAAGGCCGGUCUUGAGAAGGCUGGCUUCAAGGUCCACGUUGUCGAGAACCGCGGCGAGGCUUUCAACACCAUCAAGAACUUGAUCCCCGCUGGUGCCUCCGUCAACAACGCUCACUCCACCUCGCUCGAGGAGAUCGGCUUUGUCACCUACCUCAAGGGAGAGACUGCCUGGAACAACGUCCACGCCACCAUCCUCGCCGAGUCCGACCCCGCCAAGCAGGCCGAGCUCCGCCGCACCGUCGGAUCCACUGUCGACUACUACUUGACUUCCGUCGCUGCCGUUUCCGAGGACGGUAAGCUCGCCCACGGCGAUCUCUCCGGCUCCAAGGUCGGCGGUGUCUCCUUCGGCGCUGCCAACGUCAUUGUCCUUGCUGGUGCCAACAAGAUCGUCAAGGAUGAGAAGGAGGCCUUUACCCGCACCACCGAGUUUGCCCUUGCUGCCGAGUCUGCUCGUGCCCGUGAUGCCUACGGCGUCCCCGCCUCCGCCCUUAUUCACUACGAAGUGAUUAGAGCUGCCAACCCAUUCAACCCCGGCCGCAUCCAGGUCGUUCUCGUCAAGGAGGCCCUUGGAUUCUAA
This is a messenger RNA of Linnemannia hyalina, 708 nucleotides long. Lineage: Eukaryota; Fungi; Mortierellomycota; Mortierellomycetes; Mortierellales; Mortierellaceae. The record is from the annotation of a GenBank genome assembly.